CCCGACUACGACGAGGUCGAAUCGCCAUGCCUGACCUCGGGCAACGCUCUGGCUCGCUUCGAGUUCGAGCGACCGGCUGGCGACAAGGCGGGCACAAAGAUCUUGAUGGUCGAGUGGGAGGACGACGAGCAGACCAACAAAGUCCCCGGCCAGUGGUCCGUCAGCUGGGAAGCUAAGCGUGCCGCCGUCCUCGGUGCCAACACUGCUGACGGCAAGAGAGAUGGCUUGCAUCGACUGUACUUUUUGCUGUCCGUCGCUGAGCGUGUGCCUGCCACCGUCACGCUCAGCCUACAACCUGAUGAUCAAGAGCUGGAGAACAUAGUCUGGCGUACGCAUCCAUUGCCCGCCAUCUUCCCGCCUGAGCUGGGAGCUUCGGCCCGUCAGGCCGGCAAGAAGGGUGUUUUGCAUACUGUCUGGGCCAAGAAGCGAUUACAAGUGCUCAAGCAGGAGAUCCAACACGAGGAACAGCACAAUCCCGAGGGCGUUGCUCUGUCCAUGGCCAUGCAGGAGCGCGACUGGAUAGAGUCGAAUUUCGGCGUCCGCACCAAACCCGCUGGCCUCAAGAUCGCCACCUCGGCCUCCAACUCCAUCGACCUCGGUCUGCCCAGUCCGGCAAGCCCACGCAGUCCUGGUCGAGGACCUCUGCUAGAGAAGCUCAAAGGCCUCAAACUCAACACCGAAGCCUCUACCUCGACCCUUGACUCAAAUCCCCUGAGUCCUGAAGGUUCCGACGUCGCUGUAAACUUCAACACUUUUGCCGCUUUGCACGGAUUACCCAACCCUAGCACUCUUUCCGCCAAACCAGCUCAACAACCGCGCGUCCACACUCAACCCACCACUGUCCCAGUCUUACGUAGAAUAGCACCGCAAUUACCGCCUGACCAUGUGCUUGCACAACAACGACAAAAUAGCAUGGCUUCGCUGAAUGCACUCGCUGUUAAUGAAGAUCCUGUUGACUUCAAGGCUGCUCCAUCAACUACUGCUUCCGCAGUGGAGAGGAGUGACUCUGCUGCUGAUGAGGAUGAUUUGUUUGCGUUGCCCUUGAGUCCGAGGAGUCCGGCUAAUCAAGGCACCGGAGGGUCUUCGUUUUCUUUCGCUGCUGAUCAUGUUGCUCGGUAU
Messenger RNA from Aureobasidium namibiae CBS 147.97, 1119 nucleotides. RefSeq lists its product as uncharacterized. The transcript has a single exon. The annotation marks the transcript as partial. The record is from RefSeq and is a predicted model, not a curated record. NCBI's taxonomy places the organism in Eukaryota, Fungi, Ascomycota, Dothideomycetes, Dothideales, Saccotheciaceae.